AUGGAUACCAAAGCAGCCCUGAGAGAUAUUUGCAACCGUAUUCCCCUUCUUACCGCGGAGCAAACUCAUUCUCUCGACGAGAACGGGUAUUUUGUAAUCUACGACGUCUUCACUGCCUCUCAAUGUCAAGCCAUCUCGGAUACUUUCGAUCAGUUGACCGCCGCGGAAGCGUCCAAUCCCGGCUUAGUCAUUGACGCAGAAGAAGGAGCAACCCGUCUCUCAGACCUUUUCAACAAGUCCAAUGUCUUCGAUCCUGUGCUGUCCAUCCAGCCCGUCCUCGGCGCAUCUCAUUACCUACUAGGAGAGUUCAAGCUCCAUGGAGCAAACAUGCGUGAGCCACACGCAGGCCACGGACACCAACCGCUCCACAGUGACGUGCUCAAGAGCAGUGUUGACGACUGGCGACUGGUCAACGCACUGAUUUGCAUCGACGACAUGGAUGACUCGAACGGACCAACCCGCAUGGUUCCAGGGUCUCAUCGAUGGCCGCACCUCAAUGUGCCUGAACCUAAUCUUGAAGAGUGGGAGCAGGAUGCGCGCCGCAAUGGUGAUUACGGCGAUACGAGUCGCUUUCCCAAAGACCCUCUGGCGCCCUUUCCGGGACAGAUAUUAUUCAAUGCCCCGAAGGGAGCCGUAGUUGUGUGCAACGCAUCGCUGUGGCACGGAGGGACGGCCAACGUGAGUGGAAGACAUCGGCGGAUGCUGCAUCUUACCUACGCACGGCGCGAUCUGAAGCAGCAGUUCAAGCAGCAAGAUCAUAUCACACCUGCGCUCUGGGAGAGGCUGAGUGAUGCUCAGCGGUUCCUUUUUGACGUUAAAAAGCCGGUGGCAGUGGAAUAA
This is a messenger RNA of Coniosporium apollinis CBS 100218, 840 nucleotides long. RefSeq lists its product as uncharacterized. Lineage: Eukaryota; Fungi; Ascomycota; Dothideomycetes. The transcript has a single exon. Bases 1 to 840 code for a protein of 279 amino acids. The record is from RefSeq and is a predicted model, not a curated record.